UGUGCCUUGCCUCCUGCUAAUGAUUCUGCAGACCCCAGAGCAAGACAAUACUCCAAACAACGUGAGGAAGAGCUGGCACUAAUAGAGCAACUACGUAAGAAUAUUGAAUCACGGUUGAAGGUAUCGUUGCCCAGUGAUCUUGGAGCAGCUCUCACCGAUGGCGUUGUUCUGUGCCAUUUAGCUAAUCAUGUGCGUCCUCGAUCUGUUCCCAGCAUUCACGUCCCCUCCCCUGCUGUUCCUAAACUUACAAUGGCAAAAUGCAGACGAAAUGUGGAGAAUUUCUUGGAAGCUUGCAGAAGGAUUGGAGUGCCUCAGGAGCAAUUAUGUUUGCCUCUACAUAUUUUAGAAGAGAAGGGUUUGACACAGGUAGCUGUGACUGUCCAGGCGCUCCUGGAGCUGGCGCCCCCAAAGCAGCAGCAACUUCACCACUUGUCUGCUGUGUAGAGACCUCCAGGACCUUUUGGGUUACCUUGGCUAAGCAGAAGGACGUGAAGACUUUACUGCCCAUGCAGUGCAUCCAAACGCACAGAGCUCUGUUCUAAGGCAACGAGUUUCCGUGAUUCCUGACAGGAAUGUUUUGCCUCAUUUCUCCACUUUUUUUGGAGAUCACAACAGUUUCCAGUAACAGUGUUUUUAUUUUGGGGAUUUUUUUUGGUUUUGUUUGUUUUUUGCCCCUUAAAACAAAGUGAGGAGGGCAGGGAGUCCCAUCGGUUGGUUGUUUGGAGCCAGCUGCAGACCUUGUAGAUGGAGACACUGGUGUACGGUUUGGAAAGUGAAAUGAUUCCUAAGAGGAUUUGUUUUUUAGAAGGAUGUUGUUGCAAUGGGUGUAUGAGGAACGAAAGUUCUUUCCUUCCUCGCAGGGUUCAAAGAAAGGGAGUUUCUUUGCCUCUAAGAAACACUAGCUCUUUCCAUAAUAUAAAAAGGAUUUCAGGUUAAGAUUGUGUUGUAUAGUGUUUCAUCAGAGGGAUGAGCCUCAUGGAGCAGUGACCUAUGUUGGCAUGUCCUCGGUAUUUAAAUCUGAAGAAUAACUUUUUUUUUCCCCCCCUCCAAGGGGAAAAAGUACUGCAUGGUAUCGCCACAAGAAACACACAUCUUAGUAAAAGAUACUAAACCAGAACGGUUCCAUUUGUAUUAAACACUUCAGCAUUCUUGCUGGGUUUAAUUUUUGUUUGGGUCUUAAUGUCUUUGUCUGGAAAUUUUUCCAACAUCAGUGGAGGAAAUCUCCUUCUACCUCCUCUCACCUCUCCUUCCAGGCCCGUAGGGAUGCAUUUGGUUACUGAAUGCUUUUGUCAAAGGAUGACUAAAUGUCAUCAAGAAUCAGGUACCUAUUUUCACUGCAGUGCAAAGAAUUACAACCUGCCAUGCUAAUCAUUAGAAACCCAUUAUUAAAUAAAAUUGUUAGCAGGGGCUGGAGCAUCUUUAUACAGUCCUGCCAACACUGGUAAAUGUCCCAACCACUGAAAAUUAAUGAUUUUAAGAACAGAAUUACUGAAUUUCCAUGGGUGGGUUGCAUAUUAUCAAAGCAGCAAUCUGUUGCAAAAUGUAGUUUAUAUUUGUAGGUUUGACAGGGCUUAAAAUAAAAAAAAAAAAAAAAAGCCUUUCUCAUUGGUGGUCAAGUAGAGUGAUGCACUCAUUUUACAGGACUACUAUUACUUCCCCCUUCUUUCCUUAUGCAAAAAUGGAAAUUGAAAAUAUAGGAAUAGGAGAGACACCAGCCAGAUUUUGCAUUUUACUUUAAAGUCAACCUGCAAAUCAAAGACUAGUUUUCUGUGCCUUGGUCCCACUGACUAGGCCAGGCUUUUUACCCGGUCAGUAACCCAAU
This is a messenger RNA of Struthio camelus australis, 1822 nucleotides long. NCBI's taxonomy places the organism in Eukaryota, Metazoa, Chordata, Aves, Struthioniformes, Struthionidae. The record is from RefSeq and is a predicted model, not a curated record.